AAAACCGCAAGCGGCGUCGUGACAGCGCCGCCGCGCUUGCCCGGAACCAUGGAGGCGUACGACGUGGGCGCCUACCUCGGGCGCGGCGGCUUCGCGACCGUGUUCCGCGCCAUCGAGCGGUCGAGCGGGCGCACGGUGGCGCUGAAGGUCGUGGACAUGGCCGCGCUCGAGGCCGCGGGCGUCAGCGCGUCGCGGCUCGACCGCGAGGUGGCGCUGCACGCGCCGCUGCGCCACGCGCGCGUCGUCGAGUGCUACGGCGCCUUCGAGACGUCGUCGCCGCCCGGCGCGGCGUUCGCGGGCGACGACGAGGCGCCCGGCGGCCGCUACACGGUGCUCGUGCUCGAGUACUGCGGCGGCGGCGACCUGCGGGCCCUCGUCCGGCGCCUGGGCCGCCUGGAGGAGCCCGCCGCCGCGGCGCUCCUGCGCCAGGUCCUCGAGGGCGUCGCGUACCUCCACGCGGCCGGCGUCGCGCACCGCGACCUCAAGCUCAGCAACGUGCUCCUGGGCGAGGGCGGCGCGAAGAUCUGCGACUUCGGCGUCGCCUGCGCGACGGGCGCCGGCGAGUGCCGCACGCUCUGCGGCACGCCCGACUACAUCGCGCCCGAGGUCGUCGCGCGGCGCGAGCCGCAGACGGAGUCCGUCGACCUCUGGAGCCUCGGGUGCCUCGCGCACGCGCUCCUCACGGGCCGGCCC
Aureococcus anophagefferens is the source of this 693-nucleotide messenger RNA. RefSeq lists its product as hypothetical. The annotation marks the transcript as partial. NCBI's taxonomy places the organism in Eukaryota, Pelagophyceae, Pelagomonadales, Pelagomonadaceae. The record is from RefSeq and is a predicted model, not a curated record. Gene Ontology annotation, molecular function: ATP binding; protein kinase activity. The transcript has a single exon. Gene Ontology annotation, biological process: protein phosphorylation.